Drosophila elegans is the source of this 1655-nucleotide messenger RNA. RefSeq lists its product as uncharacterized. Lineage: Eukaryota; Metazoa; Arthropoda; Insecta; Diptera; Drosophilidae. The transcript has 2 exons. Bases 282 to 1073 code for a protein of 263 amino acids. The record is from RefSeq and is a predicted model, not a curated record.
GGGACCGGGACCGGGACCGGGACUGGGAAUCAAUUCCGCAUAGUGAGUCCGAGGGUGGCCAUGCCACGCCCCAUUUCCAAUUGAUAAGAUAGUGGAGUCCGGUGCAGGGGAAAUGGAGCGCUACUAGAGGCUCAACUGGCUGCAAGGAGCGAAUUUGCGCCCGAGCAGGAGUUCCGGAAUUCCAAUCGAUUGUGAUUGGGUCACGUUACCCAGGUGCCAGCCUUCAAAAACUUGCCAGUCACUCAAUUGCCUAUAUUUGAAACUAGACAGAGUUUGUAGCAAUGCAGAUCAAUCAACUUGAUGAACAGGACAUCUGGUUCCAGUCCGCUUUGGGCAUGCGCGAAGAGACAUUCAGUAGGCCAUGGAACUACUCCUUUCGCGUACCGAGCGAUCCUGUCCAGCUUUUUAAGUGGCUGCUAACAUUGAAGCUGCCCAUGCUGGAGGAGGAGACUCCGCCCUGGAGUUUCUAUUUCGAUUUGUGGGAGGCCAAGGACAUUGAAUUGAACGUAAAUGUUAUCAGCGGAAUGCUUCUGGUGAGCCUCGCAUGUCAGACAAUAGAUGUUCCUUCGACGCCUGAUGAUGUAAAACCAUCCACUUUUGAAAAAGGUCCAUACAUAACUGGAGGUAUUAAAUGUGUAUUCAGUACUAAAGAUCCAUCCAUCUCUUUAGAUAUGGUAACAUCCCAACGUAAGCUAACAAGCCCAUAUCUGUCUACUGAUGAUAAAAUAUCUCCUCGGUCAAGUCUGGUGGAUGUGGCAACUGGUCCCGAUGAGCCGCCCGUCGUUCCCAAGUUGGUGGAAAAAGGAACUGGGCCCGAGGUUAUAGCAUCGCCACAUGGGGAUCCAAAACCGAAACCGCGGUCCUUUUAUUGUCUGAUGAAAAAGGCGGUGCUGGCCUUGUCCUUGCUGCACACCCUCUAUGUCCUGAUCCAGAUCGCCUUCGGAUCAUCCCUGGCCGAUGUCUGGGAGGCCAUCGACGGGUAUCCGACUCCGCCGCAGAUCGAGGAGACCGGGUGGUCAGUGGCCAGCAUGCUUGAGGCCCUGCUGGGGGCCCUGCGAAGUUUGAUGCCCUAAAUGCGCUCCUGGAUAGUCCGCAUGCAGAUAGUUUCGUUUCGGUUAUUUUUAAACCCAUCCAGCUAUUUUUACGCUUCAAGACUCAGCUAUGGUCCCACUUCCAGACGAUUCCUUCGCCGCUGCUUGUUGUUCUCAUUGCUCAUUGUUGGCGACGUUCGAAGAUUACGGGCAGAAAACGGAGGACCCGAAAAUACGGACUGUUGUCGUUGUUCUCGUGGUUAUUGUUGUUGUUGCUGUGUACCCAAGACAACGACAACGAUCCGACUUGGCGAUAAGCCUCGGAAUCUACACAAAUCUCGGUCAAUAGCUCACCGAUCCGUAGCCAAAUAAAUACCAAGCUGAGUCCCCCAGUUCGAAUCUCUCUCUGGAAAUGUUUAAAAUAUUCCAUUUGCUGGCACACUAGUUAUAUAUCCCUCCAAAUCGCGGAUUCAUGGACAAUGAUCCCAAAAGCGACCACCUCUUAUCGGUGUCAAACACCUUUUACUUAUUGUACAUUAAUAGGUGCAUUCACUCGCCUUUCCCAAUCCGAAACGGAACUCGAUCCCCAACUGGCGUCAUCAUUGCCUAACAUUCCGCUGGAAC